This is a messenger RNA of Drosophila ficusphila, 5514 nucleotides long. Its product is annotated as TLD domain-containing protein 2. Bases 501 to 4541 code for a protein of 1346 amino acids. The transcript has 21 exons. Lineage: Eukaryota; Metazoa; Arthropoda; Insecta; Diptera; Drosophilidae. The record is from RefSeq and is a predicted model, not a curated record. Gene Ontology annotation, biological process: response to oxidative stress. Gene Ontology annotation, cellular component: nucleus.
AUCAGUUUAAGUUUUCCAUUUGCAACGAACGCAACGCCAAGUAGCUCGCUCCCCAAAACCCACAAAAUCGUCUGAAACAAAAACAAAAUCAACUGAGAGUCCGCGCCAAACGAAACCGAAACACAAAUACAAAACGCGCGCGCGCUCAAAAGUCAGUGCUUAAUAAUAAGAUAUAUGUGGAGCACAGCGAUAAAUAUUAGUAUACAGAAUAAAAUUGAAAUUUGUAAUUGUACGCGAGUGCUGUUUUAAAACCAAGCAAAAGUGCCAAUACAGUGCAAUCAAUACGAAUGAGAAAUGUGACUAACAAACCAAAGGAAAUCCAAUUGUGCCAAACUUCAAAAAAGACAAAAUAACUCAAAAAGCGCCCAACGGCAAGCAGUGAGCAGUUAGCCAAUAGCCAAUAGCCGUUGCCAAUUGCCAGUUGCCAAUUGCCAGUGGCCAGCCGAUCCACUAAUCCGCCCGAGAAGAUCCCUCAUCCGAGCCGAGAACCGAUCGCCAGCAUGAGCAUCAUCGACAGCGGCAAGUACCGCUUGCGGAAGGACUGGGCCAGCGCCUCCAUUCCCUCGCUGGUGAACAUCGACGAGCACGACGGCGACUCCGUGGACACAGAGGGCGGCCUCAACGCCACCGCCCCCCUCCCCCCGCAGAAGCCGCCGCGGCGCAGCUCCCUCGCCCUGGGCCUCUUCUCCAGCAAGACGGACAAGAGCCAGAAGCGCCGCAGCUCCAUCGCCGUCUCCUUCCUGCGGCGCGACAGCAGCAAGAACUCUACCAAAGACUCGUACGAAUCGGCCGUGCGCAGCGAGAAGUCCGAUGGCUCCGGCACGCCCAACAGUCCGGAGAUCGUCUACAGCUCGGAGGAGAACAUCCGGGCCAGCUCGCCGAACGAGCCGGGCAAGCAGACCUUCUUCGAGGACGGCAGCCAGUCGCCGCGUCCGGUGUUGCAGGGGCUGAACACCUCGUACGAGGGUCCUGCCACCGAUCGCCAGCGGCGCAGGCGCAGCUCGCUGCAGACGAAGCUGGACCGGCACCGCCGCAAGAAGAUGGAGUACAUCAACCAGCGCAGCCUCGACUCCGGCAUGCUGUGCAGCGAGUCGCAGAGCGAUCUGACCAACGACAGCUUGGCGGAGGCCUCCAGCGGAUACGCCAACGGGAGUGGGAAUGGAAAUGGAAACGGGACUGGAAACGACGACGAGGACGACAGCGUGGAUCCCAGCCACGGGGAGUACUUCCCGCGCGAGAAGCGCCACUCCUGGUGGAACAUAUUCGUGCCCGACAACUUCAAGAACAGGUCACGUAGGGCUAGUCAAGAUGUUUCCAGUUUGUCACGCAGCGUUGACAAUUUGGCGAUCCCCGUGCGCAGGAGCAAAUCGCGCAGCGUGGAUCACGGCCUGGCGGCUCCGUUCGACUUGGACUCGCUCCGCUCCAAAGUGGAGCAGCGCUUCGAGAGCGUCGACAAACUAUCAAGGCAAAAGUCUUCAUUGCCCACCAUACCCACCAUUUCCUACACCGUGGGCAAUCGCGACACCCUGACCUCCGUGGCGGCCCGGUUCGACACCACACCCUCGGAGCUGACCCACCUGAACCGGCUGAACAGCUCCUUCAUCUACCCCGGCCAGCAGCUGCUGGUGCCGGACAAGAGCGCCAAGGACGACGCCUCCAGCAGCUCCACCCACGACCCGGACGGAGGCAGCCUGUCCGGCAAGUCGAGUCCGGUCGAGCGCAAGCUCUCCGGCGACGAGAGCCGCGAGAAAGACAUACUCGAGGGCCUGCGCCCCGGAUCCCCGAAGCCCGGACACAUCGAGCGCGUGGGCGGUAGCAGCCAGCAGCAGGCGGAGGAGGAGGCCAACAAGAGCGACGACCCGGUGAUCACCCAGCGCUUCCUCAAGAUCAAUGUGCGCCACAUCACAGACGGACAGGGCGUGGUGGGCGGCGUCCUUCUGGUUACCCCCAACGCGGUCAUGUUCGACCCCAACGUCAGCGACCCCCUGGUCAUCGAGCACGGCCCGGAGAGCUACGGGGUCAUCGCGCCCAUGGAGCUGGUGGUCAACGCGGCCAUCUUCCACGACAUUGCGCACAUGCGGGUGGCCGGAGGAGCAGGCCAGGGCCUCAACUCCGGGUCGGGCGACGCGGACAAGCCGGAGAUUUACUAUCCCAAACCAGUAUUAGUCGAGGAGGACUCCAAGGAGCUGUCCGAGCAGCAGCCGCUGUUGGGCGAGGACGGCAAGGACCGAUUGGAUGCUGAAAUUGGAUCGUUGGAGAUUGCCGACGACCAGGAGUCGCUUUGCUCCAGCACUGGACGCGAUGGCGACGCCUUCCCGAAAGCCUUCGACCGCGAACGAGUGGAGGACUCUUCAACGGAAGCCAAAGAUAGCGCUAAGACUGACGCUCAAGACGACGAAGACAAGAAGACGGGCCUGGGCCUCUCCAGCACUCGCUCCACCCUCGAGGAGCGGCGCAAGAGUCUGCUGGAUCACCACUGGGCCAUUCCGAGCAAAGACCGAUCCUCGGAAGACGAGGCCGACAACGAGUCCAACGUGACCGUGGACAGCGGCGCCCGGGUCCAGGAUCCGCACUCGGCCAACAGCUCGGUGAGCGGCGUGCCGCACAGCCAGCCGCUGGCAGCCGCUGCUGCCGCUCCCGCCUCAGCCGUCGGCCCCCUGCCCCCCUCCGGCAUCGACCUGGAGCACCUGGAGCAGCUGUCCAAGCAGUCCUGCUACGACUCGGGCAUCGACAUCCGCGAGUCCGUGCCCGUGCCCAGCGUACAGCCGAUACCAAAGAAAGCCGUCUACAGCGACGCGGACAUCGUCCUCAGCUCCGACUGGGUGCCGCCGAAGACCAUUGUGCCCACGCACUUCAGCGAGUCUCCGCCGCGGAGCACCAUCCUCGGCCAGAGCCUGGACGCCGGCACAGGCGGCGCGGGCGGUGUGCGCAAGAAGACCUCCAGCGUCAGCUUCAGCGUUGACGACGAGGCCGCCCAGCAGGCUCAGGCCCAGGCGGCUGCACUGGCGGCCACCGACAAGCAGGCGGAGAAGAAGAACAAGAUGCUGAAACGCCUCUCGUAUCCCUUGACCUGGGUGGAGGGCUUGACCGGCGAGGGUGGAGCAGUGCAGCCCGGAGGCGUCGGCAGCGGCAGCCUGAACAAGUCGGCGGACACCGACUCGGCGCCCAACACGGGCGACUCCAACCAGAGUGUAUUUUCGAAAGUAUUCUCAAGCUCGCCCAUCACUCUGGUUUCAGAGCUGGGCGGGAAUCUGUUUUCGAAAACACCGUCCGAGGACUCUGGUGGCUCACCUGUGCCGCCAUUGACUCCGCACUCGACACAUUCCGAGGGUCACAUGACCUAUGGACGUUCCUCAAUCGGUACCUUCAUACGCCCGCACUCCUCGGAGGGCACCUCGUCCAGCACCAAGCUGAAGGAGGCCAAGCAGGCGCCCAAGCUGGACUACCGCUCCAUGGUCUCCAUGGACGACAAGCCGGAGCUCUUUAUCAGUGUGGACAAACUCAUCCCACGACCGGCGCGAGCCUGCCUCGACCCACCAUUGUAUCUGCGCCUGCGCAUGGGCAAGCCCAUCGGCAAGGCCAUUCCGCUGCCAACCUCUGUCAUGUCCUACGGCAAAAACAAGUUGCGCGCUGAGUACUGGUUCAGUGUGCCAAAGAAUCGCGUUGAUGAGCUCUAUCGCUUCAUAAACACCUGGGUGAAACACCUGUACGGUGAGCUGGACGAAGAGCAGAUCAAGGCGCGUGGCUUCGAGCUGAUCCAGGAGGACACCGAGUGGACCAAGAGCGGCACCACCAAGGCCGGAAUCGGAGGCGGGAGCCAGGAUGGCGAGGAGAUCAGCGACCUGACCCGCGAGUCCUGGGAGCUUAUAAAGGCCCCGUUCGCCAAGACCUACAAGAUCAUUAAAACGGCAUCGCAUGCCGCAUCGCAUGACUUGGAAAUGUUGGGCGGCGAGGUGCUGUCAAUGAGCACAGAUGAGUAUCGCAAGACCUCACUCUUCGCCACCGGCUCCUUCGACCUGGACUUCCCCAUCCCAGACCUGAUUGGCAAGACGGAAAUCCUCACAGAGGAGCACCGCGAGAAGCUCUGCUCCCACCUGCCAGCCAGAGCCGAGGGAUACUCCUGGUCCCUGAUCUUCAGCACGUCGCAACAUGGUUUCGCCCUCAACUCCCUCUACCGCAAAAUGGCGCGUCUGGAGAGUCCGGUCCUGAUUGUCAUCGAGGACACAGAGCACAAUGUUUUUGGUGCCCUGACCUCGUGCUCGCUGCAUGUGUCGGAUCACUUCUACGGCACCGGCGAGUCCCUGCUCUACAAGUUUAACCCCAGCUUCAAAGUGUUCCACUGGACUGGCGAGAAUAUGUACUUCAUCAAGGGCAACAUGGAGAGCCUUUCGAUUGGCGCUGGAGAUGGUCGGUUCGGCCUGUGGCUGGACGGAGAUCUGAACCAGGGACGAUCGCAGCAGUGCAGCACAUACGGCAACGAGCCUCUGGCGCCACAAGAAGACUUUGUUAUCAAAACACUCGAAUGCUGGGCAUUUGUUUAAGUGAAUUUCUGUUGUCAACAACAAACCAAUUUAAUUAACUAUAUGUACUUGUACUAAACCAACAACCUGAGAAAGAUGUCAAAAGCUGAUGUGCGUCUAGGGAUCCUCCGAAACGGCCCGCACAGCCCUCGACCCGAAAAACACUUGCAAACACGAACACCACGAGGAGAGAGGAGGGAGGAGGAGGAUAUAGAACACUGAUCUGAUUCUGAUUCUGAUCUGGAGGAAAACGCUCGGAAUCUUCUGUUCUCGGAUGCAAAGUGCGAGCUAGCUACGCGUUGGAACGUAUUAAUUAUUUAGUUUUAUAUUACAUAUUAUUAUACGAAAGCAACUAAAUUAUGUGUUAGACUUAAACAAAAGCAGAGUAUGGGAAACCCCAAAGGCAGACAGACAAACGACACGGAAAUUGAAGCGAAAACAAUUGAAGAUACAUUAGAGGUCAUCACACACACACACAUCUCCAUGAAUUAAAGCACACGCAUACACCCACACACACACACAAGCACACAUUUAAGUUAAGUUCUUAUUAUCGGAAAAUAUAACCACCAAAUUGUGAGAAGUAUCAUAUAGCGAAAUUGCAAAUUUUGAUCAUUUAUCGUGCCUGGUUCUCUUCACUGAUUUCAGUUUGAAUUUAAUUUCGAUGGUUUGAGUCACCCUAUCCAGAGCAUUGCGAAAAGAAGAAGCAGGAAGCUGAGAAGUUGAGAAAAGUAAAAAGAAUGUCGAUAUAAUUUUUAGUGCAAAAGUUCUGAUUGCAAGUAAAACUGAAAGCGAAGAUAACUUUUAACGAUUUGACUUUUAUAUAAAUGUAAAGAAGAAGGAGCCGAGGGCGAGCGUUUUAUUUUUUAGUUUUACACGAUAUACAUAUAUUUAAUUACGAUUAUGUUAAUGCUAAUGAUGUUGACUUUUAUGCAAUUAUACUAAAACAAAAACAGAAACAACACCAGAAUGAAAUACACAAUAUUAUACAACCAAA